UCACCUUAUAUUCCCAUUUCGGGAAAGCAACGCUAGAGAGAGAGGAGCGAGAGCGGAGUUCUCCCCUGUUGGAAAAAUGUUAAACGGCAAUGGUUUUGCAGGGGUCUCAAAUUGCUAUGUAUUCAAGAGUCGAUUGCAAGAAUAUGCACAGAAAGCCGGCAUUCCUACUCCUGUAUAUGAAACUGUGAAGGAAGGACCUUCUCACGAACCAAUCUUCAGGUCUAGUGUAACUAUAAAUGAUGUUAAGUAUGAUUCUUUACCUGGGUUUGCAAAUCGAAAGGCCGCAGAGCAGUCAGCGGCUGAGGUUGCUCUCAUGGAGUUGCUUAAAUCAGGCACUAUGGAUUGCAUUCCUCAUCCAGUUCAUGAAACUGGCCUAUGCAAGAAUUUACUCCAGGAGUAUGCACAGAAGAUGAGCUACUCGGUUCCAUCAUACACAUGUACAAGGGACAGCAAUUCAAAUAUUAGUUCCUUUGUGUGUACAGUGGAGAUUGGAGGUAUUCAAUACAUCGGUGGGGCUGCAAAGACGAAGAAAGAAGCAGAAAUUAAAGCUGCUCGGACGGCUCUCUUAGCUAUCCAAUCUAACAAUUCUGAGACCUCGAAUAGCGGAUCUGUCUAUACUGUUCUCCCUGGUAAUAAGAAGGAAAAAGUUUCUGAUGGGCGAUCUGAGACACCUGCACCUCUAAAAACAAAGAAAAAAAAAAGCAAAUUUAAGAAGGGAUCUCAGAGGAGGCACCCUCGUUUUAAGGGGGGGUUAAAGGUCUCCGAAAAUGAGCAAGAGAAGCUAGGCCCCACUGAUGGGUCAAUUGUUAAAACUGAAGGUUUUGGUGAUGUGGUAGGUGCGGAGGCACGAGCCAAUGAUAGAGAACACUUAAAGCCGGAUGAAGCAGUAACAAGAGAAAAUGGGGAGCGAUGCCAUCAACUUGAGCAUGAAACAGAGAAGGCAUCAACUGACAGGGACAUACCUAACGGACUUAAAGGAUUUGAUCACACACCAAUAAGCGUGGAGCCAUUGGGAGCUCAAACUUCGUCUGUGAAUGGAGAUUUAGGAGAGAGGGUUGAGAUCAAUAGUAAGGGCCAAGGAGCUGCCAUGGAGGGGUUGCCUGGCGUAACACCAAAUCUCAGUGAGGACUGAUCCUGCCUAGUUCACAUGGCAUCGCCAUUUCACUUACUUGACCAUACAUAUCAAUGCUUGCUAACAUGCCUACAAAGAGGAUUAGUUGUUGGCCAUCCCGUGAGUACACUUGAAAGAUUUUCUAUAGAAAUUUUAGCACACGGAUAGAGUUUUGUGAAGAAGUUGACGUUGAAUAAUUAUCAAUUUCUCCAGAAAAUAUAGAGAAUUAGGAGUAGAAGGCCUAGCUUUUGAAUCAGGUUUUGGCAUCUGAUGUAUCCUUCUGUCUUCUGUGAAAGUGCAUGCUUCGAGUCCUAGGACUUGAACCAUGGACAGUUUCGGGUGAUAUCUAUGAUGGAAUGAUUGUUUUGGUAGGUAUUAUUUUGAUUUGCUUUUGGGGUUACAUUUUUCAGGAAUCACAAGCUCGCAAUAUUUGUUAA
This is a messenger RNA of Amborella trichopoda, 1548 nucleotides long. RefSeq names its product double-stranded RNA-binding protein 7. Gene Ontology annotation, cellular component: nucleus. Gene Ontology annotation, biological process: RNA processing; regulation of gene expression. The record is from RefSeq and is a predicted model, not a curated record. NCBI's taxonomy places the organism in Eukaryota, Viridiplantae, Streptophyta, Magnoliopsida, Amborellales, Amborellaceae. Gene Ontology annotation, molecular function: double-stranded RNA binding; ribonuclease III activity.